AUGACAGAUACUGAAAAAAGUUUUAAAGUUGUCCUUCUUGGUGAAGGUUGUGUUGGUAAAACAUCAAUAGUUUUUAGAUAUAUAGACAAUAUAUUUAACGAUAAACAUUUAAUGACUCAACACGCAGGUUUCUUUCAAAAACAUAUAAAUAUAGGUGGUAAAAGAAUUUGUUUGACAAUUUGGGAUACAGCAGGACAAGAAAGAUUUCAUGCACUAGGACCAAUUUAUUAUAGAGGUUCACAAGGUGCACUUGUUGUUUACGAUAUUACAGAUAAUGAUUCAUUUAUUAAAGCAAAAAAUUGGAUUAAAGAAUUAAAAACUAUGUUGGGAAAUGAUAUCUCUCUUUGUAUUAUUGGUAAUAAAUGUGAUCUAGAAAAAACUCGUGUCAUUCCUUUGGCUGACGCAGAAGCUUAUGCAAAAUCAGUAGGUGCAAUUCAUUAUAGUACAUCAGCAAAAUUAAAUAAGGGUAUUGAGGAACUUUUCUUAGAUCUCACAAGACGAAUGAUCUUAAAUUCUUCAGGUGUCGUAAUUCAUUCAAAUACCAACACUACAGGUCAAACUACAAAUAGAUCAGAAAGAAUUCCAAUUGUACCAGAUAGCGAUUCAGGUAAUAAACAACCAGGUUGUUGUUCAAAUUAA
Molecule: messenger RNA, 639 nt
Organism: Dictyostelium discoideum AX4
Lineage: Eukaryota; Evosea; Eumycetozoa; Dictyosteliales; Dictyosteliaceae
Gene: rab21
Product: Rab GTPase
Exons: 5
Coding region: 1-639 (212 amino acids)
Biological process (GO): Rab protein signal transduction
Cellular component (GO): plasma membrane
Molecular function (GO): GTP binding; GTPase activity
Source: RefSeq, a predicted model, not a curated record